Messenger RNA from Aureococcus anophagefferens, 1644 nucleotides. RefSeq lists its product as hypothetical. The transcript has a single exon. The coding region runs from base 1 to 1644 and encodes 547 amino acids. The record is from RefSeq and is a predicted model, not a curated record. NCBI's taxonomy places the organism in Eukaryota, Pelagophyceae, Pelagomonadales, Pelagomonadaceae.
AUGGAUCGAGGGCUGCGGCGCCUCUUCAUCGCGGCGCUCUGCGUCGCGUCGUCGUCGCCGGCGGACGUCGUCGGGUGCGCGGCCGGGGACAAGGCGUACUGCGCGGCGAAGCCGCGGUUUCCGUACCCGGCGACCCAGGAAGAGCUCGACGCGACGCUCGUCGUGCGCGGCGCGGGCUGGGGCAGCAUCGCGGCGCGCCUCGCGCCGGACCACGCGUCGCCGCCCGUGCGCGUCGUCGUCAUCGGCGGGUCCAUGACCUGUCACGCCAACGUGCGCCACGACGACGGCUGGCCCUUCGUGCUCGGCGGGUACAUGAAGCGGCGCUACGGCGGUCGCGUCGCCGUCGUCGACAAGUGCGCGGCCGCGACGAGCCUCGCCUGGGCCGUGAACAUGGCCUCGAAGAUCGUCGAGGGCGGCGUCGACGUGCUCCUCGUCGACUACGUGCAGAACGACGGGCGGCCGACGCUGCUGGACGCGCAGAGCGACGGCACGGACAUCGACACGAGGACUCGCAUCGGCGCCGAGGCGCUGCUCCUCGCGCUGGGGCGGCUGAGCCAGCUGCCCGAGCCGCCCCUCGUCUUCUUCUACGCGACCUACCCGCCGCCGCGCUUCUUCACCAAGUACCACCGGAACAACAUGCGCGAGUGGGCCAAGUUCUGGAGCGACUACGACGCGCCCAAGGUCAAGGCCUACCUGAAGAUCCUCCACGGCCACGCGGACAACUACGAGGUCGUCGCGACUCAUUACAACGCCACCUUCGCCGCGCUCCAGCGCGCGCUGUGGCCCGACGCGCUCGACACGGCGCGCGCGACGAAGCUCUGGGUCUCGGACACGAGCGAGGGCGACUGGGACCACCACCCGGGCCGCGACGCGCACCGCGUCGUCGCCGACUCCAUCUUCAACGCCUUCCAGCGCCUCGCGGACGACGCCGACGGCGCGCCGCGGCCGACGCUGCGGCCGAACGCGACGCUCGCGGCGUCGCGCGAGGUCCUCGACGCCGUCGGCUUCUGCCAGCACAUGACGGCGACGAUCUCCGCGGACGUCGAGUGCGCCAAGCCCGGCUACGCGCCCCUGGGCUGGGACUGCUACAGGGACGUGCCGACGAAGCCCCGGGGCUGGAUCUGGGACGGCGGCGCGCGGCGGCGCAACGGCACGGCGCGGCGGCGCCUCGCGCCGAAGCGGCGCGCGCCGCCGAAGCGGCCCGCGAAGCGCGCGCCGCCGAAGAAGCGGCCGCCGCCGCGCGCGCCCGCGGCCGCGGCGGCCCGCCGGGACGACGAGCUCUCGUUCGUCGUCCCCUGCGGCCGCGACCGCCGCGUCGGCGUCGAGUUCCUCAAGUCCUACGACCGCAUGGGCGCCGUCGAGCUCACCAUCGCGAGCCACGACGGCAUGCACAGCUCGAAGAAGAGCGGCGUCCUCUACCGGAGCGACGCGCAGCGCGAGAAGAUCAUCCGCGCGGCGCCGACGAAGACGCGGUCCUACGCGAUCAACGCGUCCUGGCCCCAGCGGGAGUCCCUCGCGCACGUGGAGAUGUUCGCCUACGACGCCUGCUUCAACAAGGGCGACUUCGAGUCGCCCCUCGUCAUCACCCUGCGGCCCCUCGACCCGGCCAAGAAGUUCAAGCUCCUGUCGCUCUGGACGUGCUAA